AUGGGCGUGCCCGAGAGCCUUUCGUACGCUAGCAUCGCAGCGCUUCCCUUCGAAUACGGCUUGUAUGCCCUCGUCAUGCCACAGCUGAUCUACUCACUUCUGGGUCAGUCUCGGCAGUUGAUGGUGGGCCCUGUGGCCAUGUUGUCGCUCCUGGUCCACGCCGGUCUCGAAGGUAGCCUCGAUGCGGCGCAAUGCCCGGAAUGGUUCGAGCUGAAGAAGAACGAGACCGCCGAAGCCUUCGAUGUUCUCGUCCAGAGUGAGGUGUGCCAGGAGAAGUACAUCGCCGUGACUGUCUUGACCUCGCUUUUGGCGGGAUCCGUCCUGUUGCUUGCCUGCGUUCUUCAGCUGGGCUUUCUGCUGAAGUUCCUAGGGCAUCCCGUGGUGUCCGGCUUUUCCACCGGGUCAGCUCUCAUCAUCAUGAUUAGCCAGUUCAAGAACUUUCUGGGCGUGAAGGUGGAAGAGUCGGAAUUUCCGAUCCUGAGCAUCUUGUCUCUGAUCGAGCAUGCCCCGCAUGGGCAGCCGAUAACGCUCGCGUUCGGACUCGUGUUCACAGCCACCCUAGUCGCACUGCGAAAGUUCGGCUAUGCCUACCCGCGCUGGAAGCUAGUUGGUUCCCUGGGUCCGCUGAUCAGCUGCGUCUCAGGCGUCCUGCUCAUCUACUUCUGCAAGCCGCUGCAGCACAUCAAAGGACUCGAUUACGUCCACGAGGUCCCAGGUGGCUCUCUCCCGACCAGCAUUGGCAUCAUGUCAUCCUGGACGGCUCAUGACGUGGGUCAGACGAUGCCUCUGGCGCUCUCGGUGGGCUUCCUUGGCUUCUUGGAAGCGUUUGCGACUGCACAGAACCUGGCGAAGCAGCACGGCUACCAGGUGGAAUCGAGCCAGGAGCUCCUUGCACUGGGCGCCUGCAAUGUGGUCGGUGCGAUCUUCACGGCCUAUCCGGCUACCGGUAGCUUCUCUCGUUCGGCAGUGUGCAACUCCACGGGCGGCAAGUCGCAAUUGUCAGGGGUGACGGCAGCUUCCCUGUCUUUCCUUGCGCUGCUCUACCUCACGCCGCUCUUCUACUACCUGCCGAAGUUCGCCCUGGCCGCCAUAGUCGUGAGCUCAGUCUCGAAGCUCGUGGCUUAUGAUGUGGCCAUGAACCUGUAUCGAGUCAAGAAGGCCGACUUUACCAUGUGGAUGACGGCGAUGAUCGGCACGCUCUGCGUGGGUCCGCGCUUGGGUAUCAGCUUAGCUGCACUGCUUUCCUUGCUAAUCGUGAUUUACGAGUCCAUCCAUCCGCCAAUUCAGGUGCUCUGGCGUGUCGAAGGCACAAACAGCUACCGGAACAUUCAGCAGGCCCCGGAGGGAGCCUUCAUGAAUGGCAUUUUCAUAGUCCGGAUUGGCGGUUCCUUGUACUUUGCCAAUGUUGCAUACGUCGAGGAGACGCUGUCCACGCUAAUUUCAGACAUGCGCGACAUAAGCGAAGUCAGAUACUUGGUCUUAGACUUCACACCGGUUGUCACCGCGGACUACUCGGCAAUGGAGGCGCUUCACAGCGUCAUCCACGACUUCCGGUCGCAAGGCAUUCAGGUCGCCUUCUCUUGUGUCGGGGAGCGCCUGGAGCGCAGCCUCCGGAAAUUUGGGCUGCUAGACUACCUUGGAGAGGACUGGCUCUUCCAUAGCGUGCACGAGUCCGUCAUGCACUGUGUCUGCCAAGACGGCGACCCCUUGUCCCUGGCAACUCUGCAGCAGGAGCGCGAGGAAGCAUUACGGGAGCUGGAGCACGCAGAGCGGCGAUGCCUGCAACUGCACAUCAUCGACCGAGGCGUAUUUGUGGAAGGCGGGUGA
Molecule: messenger RNA, 1827 nt
Organism: Symbiodinium sp. CCMP2592
Lineage: Eukaryota; Dinophyceae; Suessiales; Symbiodiniaceae
Source: the annotation of a GenBank genome assembly